Molecule: messenger RNA, 3124 nt
Organism: Saccostrea echinata
Lineage: Eukaryota; Metazoa; Mollusca; Bivalvia; Ostreida; Ostreidae
Product: ubiquitin carboxyl-terminal hydrolase 37-like
Exons: 22
Coding region: 91-3057 (988 amino acids)
Biological process (GO): G1/S transition of mitotic cell cycle; protein deubiquitination
Cellular component (GO): nucleus; cytosol
Molecular function (GO): cysteine-type endopeptidase activity; cysteine-type deubiquitinase activity
Source: RefSeq, a predicted model, not a curated record
CUUAGAUUAUAUAAAGUCAUGAAAUUAAUAGAUGAAAAUUGAUUGAUAUGGUUCACUAGUGAUGUUUGUGAAGAUCUUGAUCAAUACAGAAUGACAGGAUAUCAUAUAGAAACCACUGGCGAGCUGAAAUACUCAGGGCUAGAGUCUGGCACUACUAGCUGGAAACAGGGUACUAUGGUUCUGCACUGUAAAGAUGGGUCAUGGAAACUUGAUCUCUAUAUCAACUGUAAUAGGACUGGACCAGUGAAGUCCUUCCAGAUUAACAGCAACUCCAUCAAAAAGACAAUUCUGAAGGAGAAGAACUACUUUAUAGAACUAAUGAUUCCAAUGAGAGGAGGGGCUUGUAAUAUUUACUUUAGACCAGAUGGCAGAAGUUACAUGAAAACUAGAGAGUUAGAUGCUGUGGUACAAGACAUCAAGAACAACAAAGUGGAACAAGCACAAACCCCUUGUAAAGAUAAAAGUGUGAUCUCGAGGUCUGGUCUGUUAGAAGAAAGUCCCAUGUCACAGAAUAUAAAAUCCUCCAAACAAGACAUACCGCAACAGUUUACCAGUUCUGUUUUCAGCAUGAAGGAACCUCCUUCUCGAAGGGAUGACCAGGUGUCAUUGUACUGUGAUGAAGAGUAUAGUGAAAAUAAUGGCUCAGAGAAGGAGAAUUUUUUAUUUCGUGGUCUGGAGAAGAGUGAUGCCAUAACUAAACAGUCUUGCUCUGUGGACACAAUCCGUACGCCCAAGUUUUAUAAUUCUUCUAAACACAGCUUAUUUACCGGCUAUUCUUCUGCAAGUGUUGGAUCCUCAAGCAAAAAGCUGGAGCUGAUGCCAGAUCCUACCCCAAGGCUUUCAACUGGAGUUAAUUAUUCCUGGUCCAAAAACAAGCUCUCUUUACCCCAGAAAGAUAGCACUCAGCUCUCAGGAUUUUCCAACCUUGGCAACACCUGUUACAUGAAUGCCAUUCUCCAGUCUUUGUUUCACUUAGAACCUUUUACCAGAGACUUAGUCCACAUAAGUCGUAAAAUCUCCAGAAGCCUACCUCAGCAGUCACUCUAUCAAUCUUUGGUACGACUGCAUGGUUCACGUAAGCGGAUUUUGUCAGACUUUUCCAAGAGGGAUUUACUCAGGAAUGUUAAACAAGCGAUUUCCUCAAGUGCCAAAAGAUUUUCUGGCUACCAGCAACAUGAUGCCCAUGAAUUUCUGAAUCAGGUUCUGGAUCAGCUAAAAGAGGAAGUAGCCAAAGUGAUGAAGUCAACACCCAGUCCAAGCCGCAGUCCAAGGGAGAUAACUGAGACAGUAGAUCUCAUUAACCCAACACUGCAGAAUUUUGAGUUUGAAGUGACCCACACAAUUUCAUGUACAAAUUGCUCAGAAAAGGUGACAAAAGCUGAGCAGUUCUAUGAUCUCUCCUUGGAGAUGCCAAGAAAGAGAACUGGAUCUACACCCUGUACAAUCCAAAAUGCAUUAGACCUAUUCUUUAAGAAGGAAGCAAUUGAGUAUAGAUGUGAGAAAUGUGGCUGCUGUAAGGCUGAGGUUUCUCAUAAAUUCACCAGACUACCUAGGGUAUUGAUUUUACAUCUUAAACGUUACAAUUACAACACUGCAUCUACAAUCCAGUCCAAGAUGUUACAGAAUAUAGUGAUUCCUAAGUACCUUAGCCUGCAUCACCACUGUGUGGAGGAUACAAAUAAACCCUACCCCAUCAGCUGGCCACUGCCUAUUCCUCCAAGUCCACAGAAAAGCUUGGUGGAUUCUCCAAAAGAAAGCACUCCAAGGCGCAAAUUAGACAUGAACAACAGUUUUAGGUUUAAAAAAUCCAGAGUUCUCCCUCUUUUUGAUUCUGAUGAAGACAUUUUAUCAAGUUCUCCAAGCAAGAAACAGAAAGUAGAAGAUAAUCAGGAAAAUUCAGAGAACAUGGAGAAGAAAAGAGAGCCUUUUAAGACUUUAACGCUGGCUGAUUCACAAGAAGAUCCAGACCUUGCUAAAGCCUUGGAGUUGUCCCUGCAGGAGGCCAAUGAACGAGCACAGCAAGACCAGUAUGGUGAUGAGGUAGAUGGAGGGGGAAUGGAAGAGUCCGAUUUCCAGAAAGCUUUAGAGAUGAGUCGACUAGAGUCAGCUCAACCACAACCUGAUCAUGAUUAUGGUUCUGAUCUCAAUGGAAUGUCCGAGGAAGAACAGAUGAGGAUUGCUAUAGAGCAGAGUAUGAGAGAGUUUGAACAGACAAACUAUUUACCAGAUCCUGAGGAGGAGAAUCUGUAUAAACACACCAGUGAUAUAGAACAAACUCAGCAAAACAAGGGAGGGGACAUAAUCAAACAGUGCAGUGCUUUAGUGUAUGAGACCUGCUUACAGAAUGGACUGGAAAAUGACAAAAACCAAGAUACUGUGGACUCUAAAGAUAAAACUGUUGAUGACUCUGUAACUUAUAGAUCAAAGUAUUUUGCCACAAAAGAGAAAUGCGAUGUCUGUGAUACAAAUAAAGCAGGAAACUCUGCAAUGGAACAGGAGUGUAAGUGUAAGACAGAUGCUUCUGACUGCAAUGGAAACAAAAUCACCAGUGGAAAGCCUCUGUCAUCAUUGAAUGGGGGUAGUAUACAGCAGGAAGGCAGCUUUGUUCCUAAGCUGAGUACUGCAAGUGAUUUUAAAUCCAUGUUUGAUGACGAGGACUUUGACCAAGAUGUGUUAUUGCUUGAUGAGCCCUGGUGCUCCUCGGAAGACAAGGAAAACAAAAAGCCCUCAUCUCCUGUGGAGGAGGACACCUGUCUGAUUGAAGAACUUCCUAUCAUUAGCAAUGAGAAAGGAGAUAUGCCUCAGUCCUAUCGUCUAGUCAGUGUGGUGAAUCACAUAGGAACCAGUUCAUUUGUUGGACACUACAUCAGUGAUGUCUUUGAUGCAGAGAAAAGUUGCUGGUACAGCUUUGAUGACUCUCAUGUCUCUAAAACAACAGAAUCAGAAAUCAGGUCAAGUCGAGAGAGAAGUGGAUACAUAUUCUUCUACCUCAACAAAGACAUUUAUGAAGAUUUAACUCAGCAUUUGGAAUUGACCAAACACAACACUCAAGUUUAGAUUGGAAAUUAUUUGUUCAUAGAUAAUAUAUACAGUACAUGAGAAAAUGUAUUCAUGUUAUUUAUUU